Messenger RNA from Ruditapes philippinarum (Manila clam), 910 nucleotides. RefSeq names its product heat shock 70 kDa protein 12B-like. The coding region runs from base 92 to 889 and encodes 265 amino acids. The record is from RefSeq and is a predicted model, not a curated record. The transcript has 5 exons. Gene Ontology annotation, molecular function: ATP-dependent protein folding chaperone; ATP binding. Lineage: Eukaryota; Metazoa; Mollusca; Bivalvia; Venerida; Veneridae.
AUAUUGACGGUGUCGGUCGAUAACCCUGUGUUAUCGUUAUUUUUCUGCAUAGACUACUUCCUGGUUUAAAUUGUGACACAACAAAAAAUCAAUGGCAACUGGUGAUCGACUGUUAGUUGGGGCAAUAGAUUUUGGAACGUCAUUUUCUGGUUGGGCAUUCUCUUUUAAACAUGAAAAUGAAAGAAGUCCCCCAGGUGCAACCGUCAAAGUUUGGCAUGCAGGAACGAUAACCACAGAGAAAACACCGACGUGUUUAUUGCUGAAAGCAGACGGAACAUUUGAUUCAUUUGGCUAUGAUGCAGAAAAAAGAUAUGGAGAGCUCUCAGCCCAACAUCUACACUCGGAAUACUUCUUCUUCAGGCAGUUUAAAAUGAAGCUCUUUGAACCGUUUGGAAAGGGUAUUAAAAGAGAUAUGAUGAUACGUGAUGAGAUUGGAAAGCAGUUUCUAGCAAUAGAUGUGUUUGCAAUAUCGAUAAAAUACCUGGUAGAGGAUUUGAUUAAAAUUGUUAAUCAGCGAAUAACAGGCGAAUUAUUACCCACUGAUAUCGGCUGGGUAUUAACAGUUCCUGCAAUAUGGUCAGAUGCAUCAAAGCAGUUUAUGAGAGAGGCGGCGAUAAAAGCUGGCAUUUACAAUGACCAGCUUAGAGUUGCUCUGGAACCCGAAGCUGCUUCAAUAUAUUGCCGCCAUUUACCAGUAGAUGCAUCAACAAACGAGAGUAAACUAGCAAUAUCAAAUCUUCCGAUUGGUACCAAAUAUAUGGUUCUAGACGCAGGAGGUGGUACAAUCGAUAUCACAGUCCACGAGGUUCAAGAAUCUAACACGCUAAGAGAAGUAAGAGCAGCAAAUGGCGGUGCUUGGGUGGAAAACUUUGGUGAACAAAGCAUUUGAGGAAUUCUUAAGGGAAAUUGU